ACAGACUCAACCUGCAGCUUUUCAUCUAGAGGAGAACUCUCCAUGUUCUCAGACAUGUUCUUUAAGAUUGCCUUCUUAUUUCUCAUCCUGGUGUUUUGGGGUCCGGUUCAUGGCGGGCCCCAGACAAACCUCCACCCCAACAUAACAGACCAGGAGCUGUUCUGGGGCAGCGACCAGUACGACUUCUCGGUGGUGCUUCCUGCUGCAGGGCUGGAGUGUUUCUGGCACUUUGCUCAUCGUGGAGAAAGAUUCUACCUGCACUUCAUGGUCCAGUGGGUGACGGGAGUCGGCCAUGAUAGACACCUGUCCGUCACCGUCAACGCUCCCGGCGGUCUCAUAGUGUCGAAUGUUGAUGAUGCCAAGGGUCAGAUCAACUUUGAGGCCGAGGAAACAGGUUUCUACCAGAUGUGUUUGAGCAACUUCCACAACCGCUUCGGCACCAUGCAGGUCUUCCUCAGCUUUGGCGUUUACUAUGACGGCUUCAAAGACCCCAGCAAGCGCAAAGAGGAAGAGAAGAAGAAGAAAGAGGAAGUCAGCAAAGACCUGAACAACACACUGAGCGUCAUACAGGACGCGACUCACAAAGUGGAGAACUACGUCUUCCACAUGUUCCGCUACUACAGCUUCGGCCGCAUGAGGAAGAGUGCCGACUACUUCCUGCUCCUGUCCAACUCGCGGUACAUCACCUGGUGGUCAGUGGCGCUCAGUCUCCUCAUCGUCACCUCCGGGUACCUGCAGCUCCUCUUCCUCAAAAGACUCUUCAUCACCAAGACCGAGGAGGAGAAGCCUCGCUGCUGACACACUGAAAUCAAAAUGUGUCUGCAUGUAGGAUCACUGCAUGUAUUCUUUCUGGUGUUGUGUCUGUGCAGCUGAGCGUCGUCACACAGCAUGAAUAAACUUCACUGUGAG
Epinephelus moara (kelp grouper) is the source of this 909-nucleotide messenger RNA. RefSeq names its product transmembrane emp24 domain-containing protein 6-like. Lineage: Eukaryota; Metazoa; Chordata; Actinopteri; Perciformes; Serranidae. The coding region runs from base 43 to 798 and encodes 251 amino acids. Gene Ontology annotation, cellular component: COPII-coated ER to Golgi transport vesicle; Golgi apparatus; endoplasmic reticulum. The transcript is spliced from 4 exons. The record is from RefSeq and is a predicted model, not a curated record. Gene Ontology annotation, biological process: endoplasmic reticulum to Golgi vesicle-mediated transport; intracellular protein transport; Golgi organization.